Messenger RNA from Osmerus eperlanus (European smelt), 8447 nucleotides. RefSeq names its product cadherin, EGF LAG seven-pass G-type receptor 3 (gene celsr3). The record is from RefSeq and is a predicted model, not a curated record. Gene Ontology annotation, molecular function: calcium ion binding; G protein-coupled receptor activity. Gene Ontology annotation, biological process: G protein-coupled receptor signaling pathway; cell surface receptor signaling pathway; homophilic cell-cell adhesion. Gene Ontology annotation, cellular component: plasma membrane. NCBI's taxonomy places the organism in Eukaryota, Metazoa, Chordata, Actinopteri, Osmeriformes, Osmeridae.
CAAAGCCAGCGACCAGUCAGCCAGAUGCCAGGGAAGAGACACAGGGAGGCCCGGGUCAGGAGGGGGCCAGCAUCACACAGGCAGAGAAAAGAGGAGGAGGGAGUCUAGAGAGGCUGUUAAUGGUGGGGGAUGAAAUACAGGAAGAAAGAGAGGAGACCAUAGCAGCCUCAGGUAGGUCUCGCCGUGCGGCCAACAGACACCCCCACUUCUCCCAGUACAACUACCAGGUGCAGGUAGCAGAGAACCAGCCUUCCGGCUCUUCGGUCAUGGCCAUGUCUGCCCAGGACCCAGACCCAGGAGACCCAGGCAGGGUCAGCUACAGCAUGGCCCCCCUUAUGAACAGCCGCUCCACUGACUACUUCCACAUCGACCCUGACACCGGCCUCAUCACCACCUCACAGGUGUUGGAUCGAGAGCACAUGGACCUGCACUACUUCCGAAUCACGGCGACAGACCACGGGUCGCCACGCCUAUCCGGAACCACCAUGGUGGCAAUCACCGUGGCCGACCGCAACGAUCACUCGCCCGUCUUUGAGCAGACAGAGUACCGGGAGACCAUCCGGGAGAACGUGGAGGAGGGCUAUCCCAUACUCCAGCUGCGGGCCACUGACCUAGACGCCCCGUCCAAUGCCAACAUCCGUUACCGCUUCAUCGGAGACACGGUGGCCGCCGCCCGCGCCGCUUUUGAGAUCGACCCUCGCUCGGGGCUGAUCACCACUCGCGGCGCCGUCGACCGGGAGUCCAACGAGCGCUACACGCUGCAGGUGGAGGCCAGCGACCAGGGCAAGGAGCCAGGGCCGCGCUCUGCCACCGUGAAAGUCUUCAUCACGGUUCUGGAUGAGAACGACAACGUCCCCCAGUUCAGUGAGAAGCGCUACGUGGUGGCGGUCAGGGAGGACGUGCGGCCUCACACGGAGAUCCUGCGAGUCAGCGCGACCGACCUGGACAAGGACAGCAACGCCGCCGUCCACUACAACAUCAUCAGCGGCAACAGCCGCGGCCAGUUCUCCAUCGACAGCGUGACGGGCGAGAUCCAGGUGGUGGCGCCGCUGGACUUUGAGGCGGAGCGGGAGUACACCCUGAGGGUGCGGGCGCAGGACAACGGGCGCCCGCCGCUCUCCAACAACACGGGCAUCGUCAGCGUGCAGGUGACGGACGUCAACGACAACCCGCCCAUCUUUGUGUCCACGCCGUUCCAGGCGUCGGUGCUGGAGAGCGCCCCCGUGGGCUCGUCCAUCCUGCACAUCCAGGCCAUCGACACCGACUCGGCCGACAACGCCAGGCUGGAGUACCGCCUCACGGGCACCAGUCCCGACACCCCCUUCGUCAUCAACGCCGCCACCGGCUGGGUGACCGUCAGCUCCGCCCUCGACCGCGAGUCGGUGGAGCACUACUUCUUCGGCGUGGAGGCGCGCGACUACGGAGCGCCCCCUCUCUCCGCCACGGCGAGCGUCACCAUCACGGUGAUGGACGUGAACGACAACCGUCCCGAGUUCCUGCAGAGGGAGUACUUCGUCAGGCUGAACGAGGACGCGGUGGUCGGCACCAGCGUGGUCAGCGUGACGGCCAUCGACCGCGACGUCAACAGCGCCGUCACCUAUCAGAUCACGGGGGGGAACACCAGGAACCGGUUUGCCAUCAGCACCGCCGGAGGGGCGGGGCUUCUGUCCCUGGCGCUGCCGUUGGACUACAAGCAGGAGCGGCGCUACGUCCUCACGGUCACCGCCUCGGACCGCACCCUCCACGACACCUGCCAGGUGCACGUCAACAUCACAGACGCCAACACCCACCGGCCCGUGUUCCAGAGCGCCCACUACUCGGUGAGCGUGAACGAGGACAAGCCUCCCGGCAGCACCGUGGUGGUGAUCAGCGCCACCGACGAUGACGUGGGCGAAAACGCCCGCAUCACCUACUUCCUGGAAGACAACAUCCCGCAGUUCCGCAUCGACCCUUCGAACGGCGCCAUCACGCUGCAGGCCGAGCUGGACUACGAGGACCAGAUGACCUACACGCUCGCCAUCACCGCCCGGGACAACGGCAUCCCGCAGAAGUCCGACACCACCUACGUAGAGGUCAACGUCAACGACGUCAAUGACAACUCACCCCAGUUCCUCAGCCCGCGCUACCAGGGCACGGUCACCGAGGACGCCCCGCCCUUCACCAGCGUGCUCCAGAUCUCCGCCACCGACCGGGACGCGCACGCCAACGGGCGUGUCCAGUACACCUUCCAGAACGGCGAGGACGGGGACGGCGACUUCACCAUCGAGCCCACCUCCGGUAUCGUCCGCACCGUGCGCCGCCUGGACAGGGAAAGCGUCCCGUUCUACGAGCUGACGGCGUACGCCGUCGACCGCGGCAUCCCGCCCCAACGCACCCCGGUCCACAUCCAGGUGACGGUUCUGGACGUGAACGACAACGCCCCCGUGUUCCCGGCGGACGACUUUGAGGUCCUGGUGAAGGAGAACAGCGCGGUGGGCUCCGUGGUGGCCCAGAUCACCGCCACAGACCCGGACGAAGGCGCCAACGCCCAGAUCAUGUACCAGAUCGUGGAGGGGAACAUCCCGGAGAUCUUCCAGAUGGACAUCUUCUCCGGGGAGCUCACCUCGCUCAUCGACCUGGAUUACGAGGUGCGGUCCGAGUACGUCAUCGUGGUCCAGGCCACCUCGGCUCCGCUGGUGAGUCGUGCCACCAUACGGAUCCGUCUGGUGGACCAGAACGACAACCGUCCACAGCUCCAGGACUUCCAGAUCAUCUUCAACAACUUCGUGUCCAACCGGUCCAACAGCUUCCCCAGCGGGGUGAUCGGACGAGUGCCGGCCCACGACCCGGACGUGACGGACCGCCUCUACUACACCAUCGACCGGGGCAAUGAGCUGCACCUGCUGCUGCUCAACCACACCAGCGGGGAGAUCCGCCUCAGCCGCAAGCUGGACAACAACAGACCCCUGGUGGCUCCCAUGGUCAUCACCGUCACAGACGGGGUCCACAGCAUCUCGGCCCAGUGCGUGCUGCGCGUCCUCAUCAUCACCGAGGACAUGCUUAGCGGCAGCGUCACCGUGCGGCUCCAGAACAUGUCCCAGAACCACUUCCUGUCCCCUCUGCUGGGCCACUUCCUGGAGGGCGUGUCGGCCGUGCUGUCGGUGCCGGUGGAGGACGUGUUUGUGUUCAACAUCCAGCCUGACCUGGAGGCCGGGGGCAUCCUCAACGUCAGCUUCUCAGCCGCGCUGCCUGGAGGUCACUACUUCCCCUCGGAGGCCCUGGAGGAACAGCUGUACCUCAACAGGCCCCGCCUCACCGCCCUGGCCCAGAUGGAGGUUCUCCCUUUCGACGACAACGUGUGUCUACGCGCGUGCCAGAACUACAUGAAGUGCAUCUCCGUGCUGCGCUUCAACAGCUCCGCUCCCUUCAUCUCCUCCCCCUCCAUCCUGUUCCGCCCCAUCCACCCAAUAGCAGGGCUGCGCUGCCGCUGCCCCGCCGGCUUCACGGGGGACUACUGUGAGACGGAGAUCAACCUGUGCUACUCCAACCCCUGCCUCAACGGAGGGGUGUGCGCUCGGAGGGAGGGGGGCUACACCUGCAUCUGCCGAGAGGACUACACAGGUUUCAUGAAUAUGAUAGACCACCAGUGCCCCAGAGGCUGGUGGGGGUCUCCUACAUGUGGACCCUGCCACUGUGACGCCAUGAAGGGCUUUGACCCAGACUGCAACAAGACCAGCGGACUCUGCCACUGCAAGGAGUUCCACUACCGCCCACGAGGCAGUGACUCCUGCCUGCCGUGUGACUGCUACCCAGUUGGUUCCUUCUCGCGGACAUGUGACCCCGAGAACGGCCAAUGCCAGUGCAGGCCCGGGGUGAUUGGCCGACAGUGCAACACCUGCGACAACCCCUUCGCUGAGGUCACACAGACUGGCUGCGAGGUGAUCUACGAUGGCUGUCCUAAGACCAUCACCCAGGGGAUCUGGUGGCCCAGGACCAAGUUCAACCUUCCAGCUGCUGUGCCCUGCCCAAAAGGAUCAGUUGGUGCAGCUAUCAGACACUGUGAUGUGGAGAGAGGCUGGCUGGAGCCUGACCUCUAUAACUGCACCUCCCCUCCCUUUGUGGAGAUCAACACAGCUCUGGAGGCGGUGGAGCGUAAUGAGACAGAGCUCAACACCAUCAUGGAAAAGAAGCUGGCCCACCAACUCCGUGACGUCACCGAGGUCACGCCCCGUCUCUACGGCAACGACCUCCAGAUCGCCGAGCGCCUGCUGUCGCGCCUCCUGACCUUCGAGGGGAUGCAGACAGGCUUCGGGCUGACGGCCACCCAGGACGCGCACUUCAACGAGAACAUUGUGCGGGCCUGCAGUGCGCUGCUGGGUCCAGCCAGCGCUGGGCUAUGGAGGACCCAGACCCAGACCCAGACCCAGGGAGGGGUAGCCGGCCUGGCCGACCUGCUGGAGCAGUAUGCCCAGACCCUGGCCCAGAACAUGAAGCUCACCUACCUCAACCCUGUUGCCCUGGUCACACCCAACAUCGUGAUGAACCUGGACCGGGUGGAGAACCACACACACGUCCGUAAGCGGUUCCCUCGGUACCACAGCCCUCUGUUCCGCGGCCAGGCCCUGUGGGACCCUCACACACAUGUGGUGCUGCCCCCUGGUGCCCUGGUGCCACAACGAAACUCCUUUGUACAGAACUCUGUUCCCGCCCCUGUCAGCAUCUCGGCCAAUCAGACGGGCGAGUACACCUCGGCCAGACGUUCUCUUUCGCUGUCCGAGCCACCUGUAACAAUAGUCAUCAUGUUGAUCUAUCGCAGUCUGGGGGCGGCCCUCCCUCCCAAAUACCACACAGACAGACGUGGGGUCAGGUUACCCAGACACCCUGUCAUGAACUCUCCUGUGGUCAGUGUGUCCGUCUACAACAACCAGACCUUCGUGGGCGGGCACCUGGACUCGCCCCUCCUCCUGGAGUUCCGUCUCCUGGAGACAGCCAAUCGCAGCAAGCCGCUGUGUGUGCAGUGGAACCACAGCAGUCCGUUGGAGGUGGGAGGCUGCUGGACAGUGAGAGACUGUAUUGUUGUGUACAGGAACAUGUCUCACGUGCGUUGUCAGUGUCAGAGACUGGGAACCUUUGGAGUGCUGAUGGACAGCUCCCAGAGAGAGCAGCUGGAGGGGGACCUGGAGACCCUGGCCCUGGUGUCCUACUCCAGCCUGUGUUUGUCCAUGCUGGCCCUGCUGCUGACCGUCCUGGUGCUGUCCUGCCUCCGCGGCCUCAAGUCCAACACGCGCAGCAUCCACUCCAACACAGCAGCUGCCAUGCUGCUCUCCCAGCUGGUCUUCCUGCUGGGGGUCAACCAGAUCGAGCAGCAGUUCCUGUGUACGGUGGUGGCCAUCUUGCUGCACUACUUCUUCAUGGCCACGUUCGCCUGGAUGUUUGUGGAGGGGCUGCACAUCUACCGCAUGCAGACAGAGGCUCGCAACAUCAACUAUGGAGCCAUGAGGUUCUACUAUGCUAUAGGCUGGGGGGUGCCCGCCAUCAUCACUGGUCUGGCAGUGGGGCUGGACCCCGAGGGUUAUGGAAACCCAGACUUCUGCUGGAUCUCCAUCUAUGACAAGCUGCUGUGGAGCUUCGCUGGACCCAUCGCCAUCGUCAUCCUGAUGAACGGGGGCAUGUUCCUGACCGUGGCCAAGAUGUCCUGCAACCCCUCCCAGAAGGAGACCAAGAAGCUCCCAGUCAUUGCUACCAUCCGCAGUGCCUUCCUGCUCCUGCUCCUAGCUACCUCCACCUGGUUCUUCGGCCUCAUGGCCGUCAACAACAGCGUCCUGGCCUUCCACUACCUUUUCAACGCCCUCUGCUUACUGCAGGGUCUGACUGUGUUCCUGGUGUUCACGGUGCUGAACUCAGAGGUGCAGGAGGCCUGGAAGCUGGUGUGUCUGGGCAAGAAGAGCCCUAGUGAAGACCCUCCCCGAGCCCCCCAGAUCACCGGUCAGAACCCCUACAACAACACGUCUCUGCUGGAGCAGAGUGGACUCCACCGCAUCACCCUGGGAGCCUCCACCAUCUCCUCAGUCAGCAGUGCCCGAGAGAACCUGCUGGCUCGCCAGACUCUGGAACACACCCUGGGUCACACCGGCGCCACGGAUCUGGACGUGGCCAUGUUCCACAGAGACGGAGGUGAGGAUUCAGACUCAGACUCAGACCUCUCCCUGGAGGAGGAGCGUAGUCUCUCCAUCCCCUCCUCCGAGAGCGAGGACAACGUCCGCCUCCGGGGGCGUAUCCAGCGCCGCUUCAAAAGGACCAAUCAGAGCGAGCGGCUGCUCACGGAGCCCGCCCACAACGGCACCAAAGACCUAGACGGCAAUGACCUGCUCUCCUAUUGGCCAGCUCUGGAGGAGUGUGAGGCGCACUCCCUGCAGAAGUGGGGCUCGGAGCGUCGCCUAGGGCCGGACUACAGCAAAGACGCCGCCAACAACAACCAGGCAGACGCAGCGCUGACUAGCGGAGAUGAGAACGGCCUGACCCAGCCCAACCGCCACCGCAAGGGUAUUCUGAAGAACCGUAUUGGCUGCCCCCCGGCCCUCCAGGGCCUGUCUACCAUGGGCCGGGUCCCCAGUGAGCUGUCCUGGUACCGGACCUCCACCCUGGGCCACCGCGGCGUCCCCGCAGCCUCCUACGGACGCAUGUACUCAGGCACGGGCUCGCUGUCCCAGCCGGCCUCCCGCUAUUCCUCCAGGGAGCAGCUGGACUCCCUGGCCCGCAGACAGCUCUCCAGGGACCCUCUGGGUCGCCAGGCUGGGGGCGGCUCUCGGGACCGCCUGGACCGCCAGGGCUCCAGGGACAACCUGGAUCUGCUGCCCCGCCGCCGGGAGCCCGGCCUGGGCCCUGGUCCGGGCUUGGGCCUGGACCAGCGAGCGUCUAGAGAGAACCUGAGUGGAUCCAGAGACAGACUGGAGUUCCAGCACAGCGCCCACGCCUCCAGGGAGGACCUGAGUGGGGCGGGGGGGCUGGGGGGAGAGCUGGGGGGGUCCCGCUCGCAGCUGAACACGCUGACGCGCCGGCAGGCCACCUCCCGGGAGCACCUGGGGGGGGCCCUGAUGAGCAGCCGCUCUAGAGAUCAGCUGGACGCCAACGGGGGCGGCGUCCAAUCGCAGCCCUGCAGGGAGUGGCUCCGCACCCUGCCCCCGCGCCAGCCGUCGCACCCCGACCAGCCCCCCUCCUCGGAACCCCCACCCCCCAUCAGCGAAGAGCCCCAGGAGCCCCUCUCCCUGCGCUCUCGUGGUCGCCUGGACUCCGCCCCGCCGUGUAGGUACCCCCCCGGCUCCAGCCCCGCUCCUGGCGCCCCCCCCAGCCGCCACCCGUCCAGCGAGCACCUGGACAUCCUGUCCUCCAUCUUGGCUUCCUUCAGCUCCUCUGUCCUGACCCCCCCCAACCCCUCUGCACAGGGCCCCUCCCCCUCCCCGCCCCACUCCGCCACCUCGCACAGCAUCUCCGAGGUGUCCCCCGACUCAGAAAUCAACAGGAGCGAAGGACAGUCUUGAUGGCAGCCUCCAUAUCCCACAAUGCAUUGCGUCUCUGAUUUAGAACCAAUGACGAUACAGGGUUUGGCUAAGGUCAGAGGUCAGUUAGAUACCCUGGACUGCUGAGGCAACCUGGGAUAACGGAGGACUGACACGUGAGGAUGAAGAGACAGUGGUGGAUACUUUGUGAGGUUGUGAGUUUGGCUCUCAGGCCAUGUGUAGUGAUGUGGAGCAUAGGGAGUGAGGGAAGCUACCUCUGCCAUUACUGACAACACAAACUUUAACCCUCACCAUUUCUUAAUGGGAACAGAAGGAGUUGGCGAGAAUAAAUAAAUUAAGGCCGGAAAAAAGAAAAGAAAAAUAAGUCGAAGCUGUACAUAACGUUUUUUAUACAUUUUGUAUCUUUUUUCAUCAGAGAUGAAGAAAACGAAAUCUCUUGUGAUGUUUUUGAAGAUUAUGUCGACGUAAGGUUGUGAGAGAGCUGUGUGAGUGGCAUCUGUUGCAAGAGGGAGAAAAUCCCUCAAAAUCAAUCCCAAACUCUGAGACCAUUUUAUCCCUGAUAACCUUUUUCCUAAACCUUAAACCCAACCCCAUCACACUGUGUAUAGAACAGAAGAAAAGAACAGGGCUUGGUCAGUGCUGAUUGGAUGAAAUAAUGAGACGUUAUGUGAUUGGAAGGCAGUAACAGGGGGGUGGGGAGAUUGUACAUAGGAUGGAUUAUAAGACGAGAGGCUUGACUGAACAAAUGAUUGUGAAGUGUAAGAUAACUAACUAACCACCUACAGCUGAUAUGACAAUAAGGUAAUUGGGUUGAUCCAUUUUUAUUCAAUACUGGCUCUGAUAUAGUGCAGUCUGGAUAGAAGUAUCAAUGUAAUUCUCACUGAAUCUGAAUGUUAAUGAUCUAUUUGACCAACAUCCAGUCUUUCUAUAAAUACUACAAAGAACCACAUA